ACAUGAUGGAAUUAGUGUAUAGUUGGUGUCAAGGAAAAUCAUUCUCAGAAAUUAUGAAAAUAGCACCUAAAUACUAUGAUGGUCAUGUUAUUAGAGUGUUUCGAUGUUUAGAUGAAUUAUUACGAGCAAUGGUUAUUGCAGCCAAAAAUAUUGGAAAUUCAGAACUAGAAAUGAAAUUUCAGACGGCCAUUAGUAAGCUAAGACGAG
Molecule: messenger RNA, 207 nt
Organism: Ambispora leptoticha
Lineage: Eukaryota; Fungi; Glomeromycota; Glomeromycetes; Archaeosporales; Ambisporaceae
Source: the annotation of a GenBank genome assembly